UCAUCAUCGAAAAACCUCUGAAUCUCUGAUAACGUUGUAGUCCCACCCUUUGAUCCAGUUAUGGCUUCCAAUACCAUUCUCCAGAUUGUCACCUUACUAUCAGUAUUUCUGCCCAUUGCAAAGUCGGUUCAGUUCAACUAUCCUGCCGUCUUCAACUUUGGUGAUUCGAACUCCGACACAGGUGAACUCGCUGCUGGCCUUGGUUUUGAGCUCUCACCUCCAUAUGGACAGACUUACCCCAAACUUUCUCCACACGGAAGAGCUUGUGAUGGUCGUCUUAUCGUAGACUUCCUAAUGGAUGCAAUGCACCUGCCGUUUCUCAAUGCCUAUCUGGAUUCAGUUGGAAUGCCGAAUUUUCGAAAAGGGUGCAACUUUGCUGCUGCAGCGUCCACUAUACUUCCAGCUUCUCCAACAUCUCUUAGCCCAUUUUCAUUUGCUGUGCAAAUCUCUCAGUUUCUUAGAUUCAAAGCCAGGGUUCUUGAAAUUCUAGCUAAAGGUAAGAAAUAUGAGAAGUAUCUGCCCACAGAAGAUUUUUUUGGGAAGGGGCUUUACAUGUUUGACAUAGGCCAAAAUGACAUUGCUGUUGCAUUUUGGAGUAAGACAUUGGAUCAGGUUCUUGCUUCAAUUCCAACAAUUCUAGCUGAAUUUGAAACUGGAAUUAAGAGACUAUAUGAUCAAGGAGCUAGGAACUUUUGGAUACACAACACAGGUCCUGUGGGGUGUUUGACUCAGAAUGUACUCAAAUUCGGAACUGACCCGUCAAAGCUUGAUGAGCAAGGAUGUGUAAGCGGACAUAACCUAGCUGCCAGAACUUUUAACCUGCAGCUUCAUGCUUUCACCAAAAAGUUGCAAGGGCAAUUUACAGAUGCAAAUGUCACAUAUGUUGAUAUCUUCUCUAUCAAAUCUAACCUCAUUGCAAACUAUUCCAAGAACGGAUUUGAACAACCUAUUAUGGCUUGCUGUGGAUAUGGAGGUCCGCCCUUGAACUAUGACUUUCAGAUUGGCUGUGGGCAAACAAAGGUCUUGAAUGGGAGCUCUGUCACAGCCAAAGGGUGCAAUGACAGUGGUGCCUAUGUUAGCUGGGAUGGAAUUCAUUACACUGAGGCUGCAAAUCAUUUUGUCUCAUCAAAGAUACUCACCGGAAUAUACGCUGAUCCACCUUUUUCAGACCAAAUGCCUUUCCUUCUUAACCUCUAAGUUUUGAAGUUCUAUUGUGCUUCAUUAUUGACCAAUGUUUUAAAACGC
Molecule: messenger RNA, 1245 nt
Organism: Argentina anserina (silverweed cinquefoil)
Lineage: Eukaryota; Viridiplantae; Streptophyta; Magnoliopsida; Rosales; Rosaceae
Product: GDSL esterase/lipase At1g54790-like
Exons: 5
Coding region: 61-1197 (378 amino acids)
Molecular function (GO): hydrolase activity, acting on ester bonds
Source: RefSeq, a predicted model, not a curated record